This is a messenger RNA of Dermatophagoides farinae (American house dust mite), 1916 nucleotides long. RefSeq names its product peptidoglycan recognition protein 4. Gene Ontology annotation, molecular function: zinc ion binding; N-acetylmuramoyl-L-alanine amidase activity. The record is from RefSeq and is a predicted model, not a curated record. NCBI's taxonomy places the organism in Eukaryota, Metazoa, Arthropoda, Arachnida, Sarcoptiformes, Pyroglyphidae. Gene Ontology annotation, biological process: peptidoglycan catabolic process.
UUAGUUUAAAAAAAUGUUAAAGGGUAAUGCAAACAACUAAAAUAUUUUGUUUAUAAAUUUUUUUACAAAAUCAGGAACUGUAAUAUUAAUAUGAAUAUUGGAAAAAAUAUUGACAAUAGUAUCUUUAAGUUUUUUGGUCACAUCGAAUGUAUUUCCUGCUACAGAUGAGGCCAAAUUAGUCACUGGACUGAAUACAUUCGAAAUCUUGUCAGUUAAUACAAAUCCAUGUACAAAGUUAGAAUCAUGAGCCAUAAUAGCAAUGAUGAUGAUAAUUAAUGCAGUCACCAUCAACAUACAAGUGGAAAUCAACGAUGCCAUCGUUUUGUUCGAUAGUUGAAUCUUGAUUUUUUUCAAAUGUUUUGCAAAACACAAUCAAUUGAUUAUCAGGUGAUUGUGUUCAUUUAUAUAAGAAUUAACCAUGGAAUUUAAUAAAUCAAUAGAUUUAUGGUUGAUAUAUAGCAUUGACAUUAGAAAGAGUUGAAAAUAUUCCAAAAAAUUUACCAAAGGUUAUUAGAGUUAAUUUUUUUUUAAAUUUCAUGCUAUCGCCAUCAUCAUUGUAUUGAAAAGCGGAUAUUAAAAUUUAGAAAAAAUUGACCCAGAAAUUUUUUUUUCUGUAUUUCUAGUGAAAGUCUCGAAUAUGUCUAUAUGGCAACGACAUUUUGUCAAUAGAUUGUUGACAUCAUCGUUGUCAUGUACACGACAAAAAUUGAGAAAAAAACACCAAACAGAACAGGAAAUGAAAAAUAUCGGAAAACCACCAGGCUAUCUAGAUGAGUGCAAUGGAAAAAUUAAAGUAUAAAUUAAUGAACAUAUUUGAUUAGAUGGUCAAAUACUGGGCAAAAAAAUGUUGUCACCAAAGUGGUCGUUUAUAAUUUGGCCAUAUUUUUGUUUGUUCAUUGUAAAUGGACAAAUUUUAGACAGAUUCAUUGACAAUCUAGCAUGUCGUCGUACGUCGAACAAUGGAAUCUAUGGUGAAUGUAUGCCUCGAAGAUGUUGCCGAUCAUUAUCAGCCGUUCGAAAUUUAUGUCUCACAUCAUCCGAUCAUGUUUGUUGUUAUGGUGAAGAUGUUUGUAGUAUGGGCUCAGAUUAUGAUCGACGAUUUCCAGCAUCAGGAUCAGCUAUCAUCCCUGUCGACAAUGAUUAUCUACCCAAUCGAGGAAUGAGAGAUUAUUGUAAUCGAUUUAUGGUCACUCGUGAAGAUUGGGGGGCAUUACCGCCAACCAAACGUGCUUAUCGGAUGCCAGUUCGUGUUGAUUAUGUCAUCGUUCAUCAUACGGGUGAUGAUGAUGAUAGAUGUUGGUCGUUGGAACAAUGUCGACAGCGUCUUCGUAGAAUGCAAUUGUAUUAUCAACGCGAAAAACAAUUUCCGGAUAUACCAUGGAAUUUCCUAAUAAACAAUCAAGGCGAUAUUUAUGAAGGUAUUGGCUGGGAUUCACAAGGAUAUCAUACCGAGCAAUGGAAUGAUCGAUCAUUGGGCAUUGCUUUUAUUGGUGAUUAUGAUGUUCAAUCACCGAGUACAAAAGCAUUACGAGCAUUGACACAUUUGCUGGAUUGUGGUGUUGAACAGCGUGUGCUUGAUAGAUUUUAUCGACUACAAGGACAUCGUGACAUGAGACCAACUAGUUGUCCAGGUGAUUACCUUUACGAUGCAUUAAGAAGAAUUAGAUCAACAGGUUCGGGUAAUCGUAUAAAUAACAUAAUCUCUAAUAAUGAUGAUGAUUAUGAUUCCGAUGAUGAAUUCUUGCCACGUAUCGAUACGAAUAGCACAGUGAAUAAUAUCCAUAAUGAGAAUAAUCAAUAUUCUGAUUCAAAGAACAAAUCUUUAAUGAAUUAAUUUUAGUUUUAAUCAAAUUUUAAUUGUAUAAAAAACCUUUGAAAUAUCAAUCAUUAGCGGUUGAAAUCGAUUUGAAGAAUAU